AUGAAAGACACUCAGGUGCGUUCAGUGGAAGUGGAGCGAUGGCUGGAGGCGGUGCAGGAGCUGCUGUCCCGGGACGCUUCAGGGCUCGGGGAGAAUCUUCAAGAAGAACUCAAUCAGUGCAAAGAGCAUGUGAAUGAGAUGGAGUCUGUGGAAAGUUCGCUAAAGCAGAUGACCGAGAACGUGAAGGCCGUAAACGCGACCGCUAUAGAAGGUUUGUCGCAGUGGGGACAAGACAAACUGAACGAAAGCCAAAGCAGGUGGGACCAGCUCAGCAAACAGUUGCUGAGACACAGAGAUGGUGUGUGCGAGAGCCAAGAGAGGCAGGUGAAUUUGAGGAAGGAUUUGGCGGAGAUGCAGGAGUGGAUGGCACAGACGGACGAGGAGUUUCUCAUGAGGGACUUUGAAUACAAGAGCUCAGAGGAGCUGGAGGCUGCACUGGACGAGAUGAAGAAAGCUAAAGAGGAUGUGCUGCAGAAAGAAGUGAAAGUGAAAAUCCUGAAAGACAACAUCAACGCGCUGGUGUCGCAAGCAUCGCUCCCUGGUGGAGGUCAUGGGUCAGGGCUGACCGCGGAGCUCGAGGGAGUCCUGGGCAACUACCAAAAGCUCUGUGAGCGCUUCAAGAGCAAGUGUCACACGCUGGAGGAGGUCUGGUCUUGUUGGAUGGAGCUGCUUCAGUAUUUGGAUCUGGAGCAAAGCUGGUUGAACACCCUCCAGGAGAAAGUUCAGGCCACGGAAAACCUCCCAGAGAGCACUGAAGCUGUAAACGAAGCUUUGGAGUCCUUAGAGAGCGUCCUACGACAUCCAUCAGAUAACCGGACACAGAUCAGAGAGCUCAGCCAGACGCUGAUCGACGGCGGAAUCCUGGAUGAAAUCAUCAGUGAAAAACUAGAAAACUUCAACUCAAGCUAUGAGCAACUCAACCAUCAGGCGGUGAGCCGCCAGAUGAGCCUGGAGCAGCAGCUGCAGUCUCUGAAGGAGAAUGAGCAGGCUCUGCUCAGUCUGCAGGAGGCUCUGAGUGUCCUGGACCACACUCUCACCUCCUAUCUGACCGACCGCAUCGACGCCUUCCAGCUGCCCCAAGAGGCACAGACCAUUGGUGCUGAGAUCACUGCCCACGAGGCCACAGUAGAAGACAUGAGGAGGAGAAACGUUGCCAACUUGCCUCCUCCCUCCAUAGACGGGAAGGCGACCCGCGGUGGAACUCUGCUGGACCAGUUACAGAGGAAAUUGAGGGAGAUUUCUACCAAGUACCAGCUCUUCCAGAAACCGGCCAACUUUGAGCAGAGGAUGGUGGACUGCAAACGGGUCUUAGAAGGGGCCAAGGCUGAGCUCCACAUCCUCGACGUGAGAGAUUUAACCCCAGAGAAGAUUCAGCCCCAUCUCGCAGGCUGUAUGAAACUAUAUAAGCUGUUGAGUGAGGUAAAGCUUGAGGUGGAGACUGUUAUUAAGACCGGUCGACAGAUUGUUCAAAAACAGCAAACGGAAAAUCCAAAAGCCAUGGACGAGCAACUCACUGCCCUGAAACUGCUCUACAAUGACUUGGGUGCACAGGUCACAGAGGGGAAACAGGACUUGGAAAAAGCCUUGUCUCUGUCCCAGAAGUUUCACAAGGAGAGCACUGGGCUUCAGGAGUGGCUGAGCAGCAGCGAGGCCGAGCUGCAGGAGAAGACCUCGAUCGGAGACAUGCCUGCGGAUGUCGACGCUGAAGUCGUCUGGGCCAAUGGUCUGUUGAAGGAGACAGAGCGCCGCAAGUUGGAGCUGUCUAGUUUGGUGGAGACCAGCGCUGGUCUGCAGACGCUGGUGGAGGGCAGUGAAGCUCUGCUCGAGGAGCGGCUCUUCCACCUCAACGAGUCCUGGGGCCGAGUGCACACCCUGACCGAGGACUGGCUCAGUGCCGUGCUGAGUCACCAAAAUGAGGUCGAGAUUUUGGACGAGAACUUGGCCCACAUCAGCACCUGGAUGUACCAGACGCAGAUCCACCUGGACGAGGCCGAGAGACUGGAGCCUGCAGAGAGGGAAAAGGUUGUCAAGCGCAUCCUGAACGAGCUGGAGGGAAUGAGUCUGCGAGUGGACAAUGUCAGGGACCAAGCACUGCUCCUGUUGACCAGCAGGGGGCCGGCCUGUCGGGACGUCAUUGAGCCAAAGUUGUCUGAGCUCAACUGCAAUUUUAACAAAGUUUCACAGCACAUUAAAACUUCCAAGAUGAUGACCAGUUUGGACUCUGAUGUGGUUGAAAUGCUCCAGCACACUCCCCAACAGGUCAUGGUCAGUGAUCGAGAAGUCAUUCGCAACCAGGAAAUCCAGACUGAGGACCAGAACGAGGCUGUUUCCUGUGAGGUGCAGGCCGACGUGGAGCUGCAGGAGCUUCAGAUGCAGCUGCAGGAGACACUCAGUUCUCUGCAGCAGCGAGACGACCAAGACAUUAUGGACGACGACAAGAUGGAUGAGGAAAAAGCCAACGUGGAGGAACUGCUGCGACAAGGAGAGGUACUUCUGCAACAAACUUCCAACAAAACUCAACAGGAACGGUUGAGGUUCCUACUGAUUCAGCUGCAGAGCCAAUACUCUUCACACAGGGAACUGAGGUCCCUACGAGUCAGACAGAUUGAGGUGCAUUCAACGACGUCGCACACGUUUAUUGAAAAGACAAGAGGAAUUUCAGACGAGGAAAUGGCUUCUUUAGAUUGUAGCAGAGGUCCUUCACGCGGGCUGUCUGACUACUUACUAUCUAUUAACAAAGUGCGGCUGGCGAUUGCCGACAAUGAGCUGCUCUUGAACUCGUCUGAACUCAGCGGAGGCUUGUACGAGGAUUUCUCCAGCCAAGAAGACACGCUAAAAAACAUCAAAGAGAGCCUGGAAAUUCUGGAAGACCAGGUGACCACGGUUCACGAGCGACAGCCGGACCUCAUCCAGGACGCUUCACCUGCAGAAGUGGCUCAGAUCGAAGACUCACUCACUCAACUCAACGCGGACUGGGACCGGAUCAAUCGCAUGUACAACCAUCGCAAAGGGACUUUUGACCGUGCCAUGGAGGACUGGCGGCGCUUUCACUGUGACAUGAAUGACUUGAGUCAGUGGCUCGGUGACACAGAGAGACUUCUGUCUGACAGUGUGGGUCUUGAUGGACAGAUCAACCUUGAUAUGGCCCAGCACCACCAGCAGGCGCUGGAGGAUGAUGUUGCCAGUCACCAAGCAGACCUGGCUGCGCUCAAUCGCACAGGGGAGAAAAUAAUUGAACAGCUGUCUUCACCUGAUGGUUUCCUGCUCGAGGACAAACUCCAGACUCUGGGUCAGAGGUGGAGAGGCGUGAACCGGCAAAUCCUGGAGCGACAGAGAAGACUCGCUGGGGGAGAGUCUGCUCUCUCAGAUCUGAUGAGGCAGAGUACUGCGCUGGCGUCUUGGCUGGAACAGGCUGAACACGCCGUCAGCCUCCCGCUCACGGCAACCGACAACAACCUCAAAGAACUGAAGGCCAUAGCGGAUCAAAUGGAUGCACAAAACGAGAGACUUGGUUGGUUGAACAAGCACGCUCCCCACAUCCUCUCCAAUCCCAGCGUCAGUCCACAGAGCAGGGACCAUCACGUCUCCAAACUGCGCUCCAUUAACCUCAACUGGAGCAAGGCGACUCAUGAGCUACUGGACAAGGUGCGUGAGGUGGAGUCCAACCUGCACAGCCACGCCCAGUUCCAGGACCGCAUGAACCGGCUGACGGACUGGGUGGUUAUCACUCACCAAACUAUAGCGACAAGAGGCCUCAAUCACACACAAGCACAGGCCUUGGAGACCUCCAUGAAAGACCGAAAGAGGGACUUGGAGGAACUGCUGGCGCUGUCAAUCGAGCUGCAAAGACGACAGCAGCUUUUGCCUCAGGAAAAGAGUAAAGUUGAGCAGCUUGCAUCUGACUGGAAAGCACUGGAUUGUCGUCUGAGAGAGUCUUUGCAAACGCCAGUAUCUCCUUGGACCAUGCACCACGUUGUCCAGCAUCAGCAACUAGUGUCUGCAUUGCCUCCCGCAGUGCCAAUGGCCAGUUUAGUGAGUGAAGAGCCCUACUACCAAACCCCUCACUCCCCGGACACGGUGGCGCCCACAGACCUGAACAAGACGGCGACGGAGCUGGCAGACUGGCUGGUGCUCAUCACUCAGAUGCUCAAGUCCAACAUUGUGACUGUAGGCGACAUCGAUGAGAUCAGGACCACCAUAGGGCGACUGCAGGUGACAAAGGGCGAUCUGGAGCAACGACACCCGCAGCUCGAGGACAUUUUUACUCUGGCUCAAAACAUCAAAAACAAGACCUCCAAUUUAGACGUUCGCACUUCCAUUACUGAAAAAUUGGAGAUGGUACACAACCAAUGGGACACCACUCAGCACGGUGUCGAAGCUCGGCUACAGCAGUUGGACAAUAUGAUUGGUCACAGUAACCAGUGGGAGGAGCAAAGACAGGAGGUCACGGCCUUAAUUGGGCACAACGAAGGACGCUUCCUUCACCUUCUGCAGCAGUCUAGAGACCCUUUGACCAAGCAGAUCUCCGAAAACAAGGCUUUCCUCCAGGAUUUGGGGCGAGGCCAGCCGAUUGUGGCAGCCUUCAAUGAGCUGUCAAACCGCCUUCUCCAGGAGUAUUCUCUGGAUGACACCCGGAGGAUUAAGGAGGUCACAGACAAGCACAAUGCCGUGUGGAACAGCAUCAACAACAGGGCGAACGAUCGUCAGACGCAGAUGGACAGUGACCUCAAAGGCCUUCAGACUUCCCUUCGAGAGCUGGAGUCGUUUCUGAAGUGGCUCCACGAGGCCGAGACCACCGUGAACGUGUUAGCAGACGCCUCGCAGAGAGAGGACGUGUCCCAGGACUCUGCACAUGUGAAGGAGCUCCGCAGACAGAUGGAGGACAUCCAGGCAGAGAUCGAUGCCCACAAUGACAUCUAUAAGAACGUGGAGGGGAACAAGGCCAAGAUGGUCAAAGCUCUUGGCAGCUCUGAGGAGGCUGUGUUCCUGCAGCAGAGACUGGACGACAUGAACCAGCGCUGGACGGAUCUCAAGACCAAGUCUGCCAAUAUACGAGCUCACCUGGAGGCCAGUGCCGAGCGCUGGUCCCGGCUGCUGGGGAUCCUGGAGGAACUCUGGAGGUGGAUCUGCUCCAAGGACGAGGACCUCGCCAAACAGAUGCCCAUCGGAGGAGACGUGCCCACUCUUCUUCAGCAGCACAAUCACUGCACGGCGCUCCAGACGGAACUGAAAGAGCGAGAGCCUCUGGUGAUCAGCACUUUGGACCAGGCCAGGACUUUUCUCGCCGACCAGCCGAUCGAGGGACCAGGGGAGCCACGCAAGACCUCCCAGCAAAAGAAUGACCUGACGCCGGAGGAAAAGGCCAGGGGACUCGCCCGAGCCAUUCGUAAGCAGACGGGUGAUGUGAGGGAGCGCUGGGAAAGGCUCAAAGGACACGUGGGGGGAUGGCACACCCAGGUGGAGAGAGCAUUAGAGCGGCUACAGGAGCUCCAGAGCUCCAUGGACCAGCUGGACCUGCGAAUCACCCAGGCCGAGGAGGCCAAGGCCGGGUGGCAACCGGUGGGAGACCUGCUCAUAGACUCACUGCAGGACCACAUUGAGAAGACGACGGCCUUCAAUAAAGAGAUCGCACCGCUGCGUCAGGAAGUGAAAGUGGUGAAUGAGUUGUCCGCAGAGCUGACCCCUCUGGACAUCCAGCUGUCCUCUACAGCCUCCAGACAACUGGACCAGCUCAACAUGAGGUGGAAACUGCUGCAGGUUGCCAUGGAGGAGCGGUUAAAGUUACUUCAUGAAGCCCACCGAGACUUUGGACCCUCAUCUCAGCAUUUCCUCUCCACGUCGGUGCAGCUCCCCUGGCAACGCGCCGUUUCUCAGAAUAAGGUUCCAUAUUACAUCAACCACCAGGCACAGACCACAUGCUGGGACCAUCCAAAGAUGACAGAGCUGUACCAGUCUCUAGCCGACCUGAACAAUGUGAGAUUUUCGGCGUACCGCACGGCCAUGAAGAUCCGGAGGCUGCAGAAAGCCCUGUGCUUGGACCUGCUGGACUUGAACGUGGCUCAGAACACUUUCGCGCAGCACAAACUGGGGAACAAUAAUCAGCUGAUGACGGUGCCAGAGGUCAUCAACUGCCUGACGUCCAUCUACGACGGUCUGGAGCAGGAGCACAAAGACCUGGUCAACGUGCCGCUGUGUGUGGACAUGUGCCUCAACUGGCUCCUCAACGUCUACGAUACGGGACGGAGUGGGAAGAUCCGCGUCCUCUCCAUGAAGAUCGGCCUGCUGUCACUCUCGAAGGGACACCUUGAAGAGAAAUACAAAUACCUCUUCAGUCAGGUGGCGUCUCCUGGUGACACGUGUGACCAGAGGCAGCUGGGUCUGCUGCUGCACGAGGCCAUCCAGAUCCCCCGCCAGCUGGGAGAGGUGGCCGCCUUCGGAGGCUCCAACAUUGAGCCCAGUGUGCGCAGCUGUUUCCAACACGUGACGUAUAAAGUGGAGCUGGAGCCUCGGCAGUUCGUGGACUGGAUGCGCCUGGAGCCUCAGUCCAUGGUGUGGCUGCCCGUCCUGCACCGAGUGGCUGCGGCGGAGACGGCUAAGCACCAGGCCAAGUGUAACAUCUGCAAGGAGUGCCCCAUCGUGGGCUUCAGGUAUCGCAGCUUGAAGCACUUUAACUACGAUGUCUGUCAGAGUUGCUUCUUCUCUGGACGAACAGCCAAGGGACAUAAGCUCAACUAUCCCAUGGUCGAGUACUGCACCCCGACAACAUCGGGCGAGGACAUGCGAGAUUUCACCAAAGUGCUCAAAAACAAGUUCAGAUCCAAGAAGUACUUUGCCAAACACCCGCGACUGGGAUACCUGCCAGUGCAGACUGUGCUGGAGGGCGACAACCUGGAAACUCCCGUUACCCUGAUCAGCAUGUGUCCGGAGCAGUACGAGCUGUCCCAGUCACCUCAGCUCUCCCAUGAUGACACCCAUUCCAGGAUAGAGCAGUUUGCCAGCAGGUUAGCCCAGAUGGAGCGCUCCAAUGGAUCAUUGCCUACUGAUAGUAGCUCUGCCACAGGAAGCAUGGACGACGAGCACGCUCUUAUUCUUCAGUACUGCCAGACGCUGGGAGGAGGAGAAGGCUCCCCCUACAGUCAGCCCCAGAGUCCUGCACAGAUUCUACUGGCUGUGGAGAGGGAGGAGCGAGGAGACCUGGAGCGCAUCAUCGCACGACUGGAGGAAGAACAGAGGAGUCUUCAGAGGGAGUAUGAGCAGUUGAAAGAGCAGCACAGUCAGAGGGGGGCUCCUGAGGGACCGUCCCCUCCCCCAGAGGAGGUCGACCUGCUGGCCGAGGCCAAGCUGCUGCGGCAGCACAAGAGCCGGUUGGAGGCGCGUAUGCACAUCCUGGAGGAGCACAACAAACAGCUGGAGUCCCAGCUGCAGCGGCUGCGACAGCUCCUGCACCAGCCGGAUGCAGACUUGAGGGUAAAUGGAGUGUCAUCGCCCGCACUGCAAGGACCACUUAACGACAACUCAGAUGAGCUGCUGGACUCUCCCAACAGCAGCUCUGACCUGGCAGAUGUAAUGGAGCAGAUUAACAACUCCUUUCCUGCAUGCUCUCCCUCCAGUCUCUCUCCCAGACCACAGGUGAUGUGA
Molecule: messenger RNA, 7638 nt
Organism: Knipowitschia caucasica
Lineage: Eukaryota; Metazoa; Chordata; Actinopteri; Gobiiformes; Gobiidae
Source: the annotation of a GenBank genome assembly